Orussus abietinus is the source of this 1812-nucleotide messenger RNA. RefSeq lists its product as uncharacterized. The transcript is spliced from 4 exons. The coding region runs from base 538 to 1755 and encodes 405 amino acids. Gene Ontology annotation, molecular function: protein binding. The record is from RefSeq and is a predicted model, not a curated record. Lineage: Eukaryota; Metazoa; Arthropoda; Insecta; Hymenoptera; Orussidae.
AUUUUCAAUUCGAUUGGUAUGCAUAAAAAUGAAGAAAAUAUAAUCUAAUCACGAAUAAUUCUUAUAUAUAACAUUAAUAAAUUUCGCUUCAAAAUCUAUUACUCAUAUUGAUAUAUCUACAAGGAAAAUGAGAGUAGGGGAAAAAGUUAUACUUUUUCGAUUUGGUACAAUUUAAAUACCAGAUAUUUUAUGCGUGGGGAUAAUUAUCUUCUCACCACUUAUAAUCUUAAAGGGAGAUAAAAAGAUUGUAAAUAAGCGGGCAUCUCGAAUAACUAGGGCUAAAGAUGGCGUAGGUUCGUUAUUUGCGAAUCAAUUGGCACAUUUCAAAUUGAUUCAAUUAGUUGCCGCGAAAGAAUUCGCAAAGAUAGGUGACAGAAACACAGAGCGCUCUGCUCGAAAGGCAGUCCAACUCCGAGCAAGUUGGGACUUGAACGAACUCAAGACAACUUGAGAGCAAACGUACAUACAUCGUGUCAGGGGGGUUGCGCGACACGAUUUCUCUGUUUUAAUUCUUUUACGUAACCUUGCGAUUUCGGUAUGUGGAAAUUCGUAACUCGUGGUAUUCGGGAGACAUUGGAACGCCGUGCUUGUCGAACAAAUGUUUACUCGCAAACGUCGCAAGAUGGUAACUCCUCGAGUGAGGUUAAAACGGGCCUCGCGUGCAACUACAAAUUCCUCCCUCCUGCAUUCGUUACUUACAAGAGUGGAUUCUGUGGAUACGUUAGGGAUAAAGGAGCUAAGGGCGAACGACGUAAUUCACAAUGGAACGCAAAACGCACUUGGACCGAGGCUGUUGGCUGGUCGAGCGUACUGGCAGUUGGAUGGGUCGUCUGCCAGUCGCUGUGUCUUCACAGAAGAUUGUUUAGUAAAGAUCCAGAGGAGGCCUCGAGCAAUAAUAUUUUGCAAACAAAAGAGCGGAAGAUUUCUUACCUACUGGCACAAAUUUUAAGUUUACAACCGCAGCACGUUUUACCAGUGACUAAUUGUGUCGGAAAUAGUAAUAAUAAGACAAACGAUGAUAACGUAUCGGAACAACAAUGGAGAGCCAGUAAGCCAUUUGGACCUAUCACUGUUGAAGAGGCUCUACAGGAAGCAGCAAAUGAAUUUGCUCAAACACAUAUAACAGCCAUGGGAGAAUAUGCGCUCCUUCAUGGGAUAAAAGCACUAGAAGACAAGCGUUACAAGGAUGCUCUUGAGCAUUUUUCAGAAGGUGCCAAGUUCUCAUCUCCUGGAAGUAUAUUUAAUCUGGGUUUGUGCCAUGAAUUAGGAUUGGGAACUGUUAUCGAUUGCGUAAAGGCUGCAAAGUACUAUGAAGAAGCUGCUAAUAAAGGUCAUGCCGAUGCAAUGUAUAAUUUAGGUGUAUAUUAUGCUCAAGGAAGAGGCGGAGUCUCUAUGGAUCUCAAUAGGGCUCGUUCGUUGUUCACCAAUGCCGCUCAACUAGGACAAGUCAAUGCUCAACAUGCUCUUAGUUUAGAAAAAUCUAUAUCUAACUGUAAGCAUAGCAAUAUGUCUGCCACUACUAACGUUAGUAAUCAGCGGGUAGACAGAGUCAAGGAUUCUAUUUGUAGUAAAAACAGUAUACUCGAUCAGUUAACUGAUAAUGAAAGUGAAUACAGUUUUGACUUGAAUGCAUCUUCCUCCGAAAGAAUACAGGAAAUCCAUGAUUCAACAAAACUGUUGCUAGAUUUUCUAGGUUUACAUGACACCAAUCCAGUACCUAUCACUGUAAGUUCUCAAGAAAACCUAGCAUACUGAAGGUUUUAUGAGUAAACUAUACAUGGUCAAUAAUAACAUAAUUAGCUAUUUUAAAAA